AUGGUAGUGGCAAGGACGGGGACGGUAGCGGCAAGGACGGAGACGGUAGCGGCAAGGACGGAGGCGGUAGCGGCAAGGACGGAGGCGGUAGCCGCAAGGACGGAGGCGGUAGCCGCAAGGACGGAGGCGGUAGCGGCAAGGACGGAGGCGGGUAGCGGCAAGGACGGAGGCGGUAGCGGCAAGGACGGAGGCGGUAGCGGCAAGGACGGAGGCGGUAGCGGCAAGGACGGAGGCGGUAGGUGCAAGGAUGGAGGCAGUAGCUGCAAGGAUGGAGACAGCAGCAACAAGGGCAAUGGAGCAGGCAACAAGAAGAGAGGUGAUAGCAUCAAGGACAGUGGAGAGAGCAAUGAGGAUACUGAUGGCACAAACAAGGACAGUGGAAGGAUCAAUGAGGACAAGGGUGACAGCAACAAGGACAUGGGAGGAAGAAACAACGUCAGCAAUGGAAAAAUUUGUGGAUGA
Schistocerca cancellata (South American locust) is the source of this 462-nucleotide messenger RNA. RefSeq lists its product as uncharacterized. Bases 1 to 462 code for a protein of 153 amino acids. NCBI's taxonomy places the organism in Eukaryota, Metazoa, Arthropoda, Insecta, Orthoptera, Acrididae. The record is from RefSeq and is a predicted model, not a curated record. The transcript has a single exon.